Panicum virgatum (switchgrass) is the source of this 2098-nucleotide messenger RNA. RefSeq names its product L-type lectin-domain containing receptor kinase IX.1-like. The record is from RefSeq and is a predicted model, not a curated record. Gene Ontology annotation, biological process: protein phosphorylation. The transcript is spliced from 2 exons. Gene Ontology annotation, cellular component: plasma membrane. Gene Ontology annotation, molecular function: protein kinase activity; ATP binding. Bases 107 to 1987 code for a protein of 626 amino acids. Lineage: Eukaryota; Viridiplantae; Streptophyta; Magnoliopsida; Poales; Poaceae.
UCAUACGGCAGUGACUCACCUUACUUGGAGCCAAGUCUGCUUUCUCCGACGAGUCACUUUUUUUUAUUAUUAUUUCUCCUCCUUCCAGGUUCUACACGCUACAAAUAUGUCAGUUGAGCUCCUCCAAUAUAAUCAAACCAACAGCGCCAUGGCCGCCUCGAGCUUUGGUGCCCGUCUUGUCGCCCUCUUCUUGUUCAGCGCCUGCUGCCAACACCAUGGCCUCCUCGCCCCCAGCACACCUGCGCCCUCCGACGCCACUCUCGGCCGGCCACUCCCUGCAUCUCAUGUCCAUCACGACGGCGUUGUCAAUGUCAACUCAACGUCCACUACCGCAAAAGAAGACGCCGCCCCAUCCGUGAGCUUCUUCGACCGAUCACCGCCCCCGUCAUGGAGCAAGGCCAAGUUCAGUUGGCCGGACACUGGAAGCAGCUUCAGUCCGAGCAAGCUUCCUAAGAACAAAAGCGGCGGCGUCAGCGACCUCUUUGUCAUGGACCUUUCCAGCAACAAUCCCACAAGCCACGCGGACAGACAGGGCAGAGCUUCCGUGGAUUCUAACGGGAACGCCACGGAGCCGACGCGUCAGCGCCAGCAGGAGCCACCUCUCGCUCCUAGAAGGAACAGCAAGAGCGGCAGCGCCUCGCCUAAAGCAAGGAAACCACUGUGUUUUUACCGUCGGAAGGCGAGUUUGCUGCAUGAUCGGAUUGAGUGUAGUGGUGCAGUAAUCGUCGUGGUCGCCGGCGCCGCGCUGCUCGUCUUGCUCUGCUCCGUCGCAGUUGCCGGACUGCUCGUGCGGUGCGUGCACAGGAAGCGACGAGGGGAGAGUGAGAUCUCCGGCGCAGCUGCGGAUCCAGAGGAUGACGACGACAGGGAUCUGGACAGGCCAGCAGCCCGACGACCUGGCUUACUCCGGCCACCAGCUGGGCCUCGACGGUACAGCUACGGCACGCUCGCCGCGGCGACGAGCAAUUUCGCGGAGCGUAAGAGGAUCGGGCGAGGCGGGUUCGGUUCGGUGUACCGCGGGCACCUCGGCGACCAGGACCGCCAUGUCGCGGUCAAGACGUUCUCAGCGGCCGGAUCGCCGGAGCAAGGGAGGAGGGAGUUCGAGGCCGAGGUCCUGGUCAUGAGCCAGCUCCACCAUCGCAACGUAGUCCAGCUCGUUGGCUGGUCCGAUGGCCACAAAGGGCUCUUGCUUGUCUACGAGCUCGUGCCAGGUGGCAACCUUCAUAAGCAGCUUCAUGAUCCUGACAGGCUUCUAACAUGGCCCGAGAGGUACAAGAUCGCGCUUGACCUGGGCGCCGCCGUACUCUACCUCCACACGGGGUCCGACCAGUGCGUGGUGCACGGUGACAUCAAGCCGAGCAACGUGCUGCUCGACUCGUCCGGCAACGCCAAGCUCGGCGACUUCGGCCUAGCGAGGCUCGUCGAUCACGGAGCCGAGCCGCGCACAACACAGGUCGUCGCGGGGACCUUGGGAUAUAUAGACCCAGAGUUCAUCGGCGACCAGAGGCGCGGCGCCGAGUCGGACGUCUACAGCUUCGGCGUCGUGCUCCUUGAGAUCGCCAGCGGCCGCCAGCCGACCUCUUCAGGGGCAGGGCAGCCAAGGAAAGAACUGCUGAACCAAGUCCGCCGCAUGUAUGACGGCAACGCUAUCGUCGACGCGGCGGACGGAAGGCUGGGUGGCGCGUUCGUCGAGCGGCAGAUGGAGCGGGUGCUCGUCACUGGCCUCUGGUGCGCGGACCGUGACCGGAGCCAGCGGCCGUCCAUUUCGGAAGCCAUGGACGUUUUGCGGGGCGCGAAAUCGGAGCUGCCGGUCCUACCAGCGGUUGGUCCGCACUGUGGAUGUGGGGAGAUCUGUGUCCUGGAGGAACAUGCCCACGGCGACUUGUCGACGGAGGACGGGGACGAUGGGUCGACGAUUUCAUCUGCUUCCACCACAUACCUUUCUCUUUCUCUUGAUCGAGGACUCGAAAUAUCUACACGCACAUGAAUGUUUUGGUUAACUAAGUAGACAAGAAACAUGUAUAUGUAUGUCUCUCUUGCAUGCCUUUUAUUAGGUAAAACCGUUCACAAUGAAAAUCAUGGAAAAAGGAUGAAAACA